CCCAUCCCCUGCCUCUGAGUUUUUAAACCAGCAAAUUCCUAAAAAACAUCCGGAUUCUUCCAAAUUACAAACACAAACUGAAUCUUUUAAAGAAAAAUUACUAGCAUCUGAAUUCCAAUCUGAUCUUAAUAUGGAAGACUGUGUAGAUGCUCCUUCACACUUUCUCAUUUGGGGCGGAGGAACUCUCCCAUGGUGUUAAAAUCAUUUUCCUCUCGAAGGAAGAAAAUGAGAGGCUCUGCUCUCCUUGGAAACAUUCACUAAUCAUUAAACUUCUUGGUAAGAAAUUAUCCCAUCAGUAUCUACGUCAAAAACUGAUGGACUUAUGGAAGCUCCCUGAAACAUUCCCCUUAAUUGACCUUGGUCUCGACUUCUAUGUAGCUAAGUUUUCUCAAAAAUGGUCCGUGGUUUAUUAAUGGCCGGCCACUACUUAUCUAUCAAAAAAUGAAAACCAUACUUUGUUCCCCAAAAUGAAAAAGUAACUUAUUCUGCAGUUUGGGUCCGAUUACCACACCUGCCUACUGAAUUUUACGAUGCAAUCCUUCUAACCAAAGUUGGUAAUGCAAUCGAAAAAUUGUUGAAAGUGGAUGCAUGUACCAGCUCUACUCUGCGAGGUCGCUACGCCCGUUUAUGCGUCCAAAUUCCGAUGGAGGAACCUGUUCUUAGCAGCAUCCAAAUUGGGCAUCACAACCAAACAAUUUUAUAUGAGGGUGAUGGUUAUCUUUGUACCAGCUGUGGCCGUUUUGGCCAUAUUCGCUUGCGUUGCUUGUAUCAAAAGUUGACUCCUCCAAUGGCUCCUUCUAACCAAGGGACCGCUUUGGCUCCAUCAGAUCAUGAGGAAUGGCACACAGUCAAGUUCCCAUCUCGGAAGAAUGGCAAAGGGGGAAGAAAUACACCAUUGCCUACUAAGACCCAAUUUCCAACCAAGGCGCGUGUAGCGACGGAACAUACUGAGGCUAAGAUCAUCACAGUAAACCUGGAGACUCCCCCGUCUCCACCAAUCCCUCGGGCUCGGGGUCGCGAAGGUCAAGGGACCAUGGGGGUGAGGAUGACCUCGUUUACGGAAAUAUCAAAUUUCAAAAAUUCAGCUCUCAUGAUAUUUCCAGAAAACGAGGAGAAGAAGUAUAUCCAUCUUUGCCCAGCCACUAUUCUGAAGAGCUCCUUCGAUCUCAGGCCUGCGAUCAACGCUGCAUUAGCCAAAUAUGCAGUAGUGAUGACCCCAACACUGUGUUGUAGUCAGUUCUCGGCUACCGAAAGCUCUCAAUCAUCUUUGAACUUUUUUUCUCCAAUGAAUCAAGCUACUUGUUUUAUUGUAUGGAAUACUAGGGGAGUUAACAAUGACAACUUCAAGAUGAAUUUCAGGGAUCUCAUAAAUUCGCAUAAUCCUUGCUUUGUUGCUCUUUUAGAGACUAAGCGGAGUAACCAUUUGGGUCUUAUGUAUGAUUUUGGGUUUGAUGACUACUGGGAAGUUCCUGCUAUAGGCCGCUCGGGUGGUAUUGUCCUCCUCUGGCACACUUCUUUUGUUAGUAUUACUCGUAAGCGUCAGACGUCUCAGGAAUUACAUGUAAUGAUUAAGGUCAAUGUUGAGGAGCGUGGGGAAUCCAGUGGUGCAACAUAAUUUCCGCGAGGCAAAUGCAGUAGCCGACUAUUUGUCACGAAAAGGGCAGCAUCUUCACUCACCAACAAAAUGUGUUUUGACAUCUCCACCAGCAGAAUUAGAAGAACUACUUCAUAAGGAUAACAAUGGUGUUUUGUGUCGUAGAUUAGUAUCUUGGUCUUUGUAUAACAAUCUCCUUAGUUUGGGGAAUCCGCCACUACUGCUAGUAAUAGUACUUUAGUUCCAGUUAAUGCUAAGCAUAGUACUACUUUU
Molecule: messenger RNA, 1867 nt
Organism: Capsicum annuum
Lineage: Eukaryota; Viridiplantae; Streptophyta; Magnoliopsida; Solanales; Solanaceae
Exons: 3
Coding region: 644-1615 (323 amino acids)
Source: RefSeq, a predicted model, not a curated record